Saccharomyces eubayanus is the source of this 2232-nucleotide messenger RNA. It is a transcript of the gene PMT5, whose product is annotated as putative dolichyl-phosphate-mannose-protein mannosyltransferase PMT5. Bases 1 to 2232 code for a protein of 743 amino acids. NCBI's taxonomy places the organism in Eukaryota, Fungi, Ascomycota, Saccharomycetes, Saccharomycetales, Saccharomycetaceae. Gene Ontology annotation, cellular component: endoplasmic reticulum; membrane. The record is from RefSeq and is a predicted model, not a curated record. The transcript has a single exon. Gene Ontology annotation, biological process: protein O-linked glycosylation via mannose. Gene Ontology annotation, molecular function: dolichyl-phosphate-mannose-protein mannosyltransferase activity.
AUGGCUGACUGGAAUAUGGAAAGAAAGCAUCCAUUGAAGGUGGACCCUGUCCCCAAUGUAAUCAUUAAACGCGGCCCUUUAAGGUCUUUCCUGGUAACCAAGCCUUCCGAAGAUCUAAGCUCAUUGAGGAGCGUUACCUCAUCCAAGGAAAAGCUUUUGGUUGCUUUUCUGCUGGUAUUUGCAGCUGCCGUAAGACUACACAAUAUCUCUCUACCAAGUAGUGUUGUUUUUGAUGAACAUCGAAUUGGUAAUUCUGUUUCUCAUUAUCUAAAAAAAACUUUCCUCGCCGAUUUCAAUCCCCCAUUAGUUUCAAUGCUGUACAGUGGUGUUGCUUCCAUAUUCGGGUACGAUGGAUCUUUUUCUUUCUUCCAUAUUGGGGUUGAAUACCCUAGCAAUGUACCAUACAUUGCCAUGAGGUUUUUCUCUGCUACUUUAGGUAUUCUGUCGGUUUUGGUACUGUACUUAACACUACGAGUGUCUGGUGUAAAGAUUGCCGUUGCUGCUAUUUGUACGGUAUGUUUCGUAAUUGAGAACUCUUUUGUGACAUUGUCUCGCUACGCUUUGUUAGAGGGACCUUUUCUCUUUUUCAUUGCAUGUGCCGUUUAUUUCUUCAGGAAAUCGGAACUUUAUUUGCCAAACUCGUGCAAAGCAAAUAAAUCGUUGAUUGCUUCGAGUAUUGCCUUGGGUUUUGCGGUUUCUUCAAAAUGGGCUGGUCUCUUUACUAUAGCGUGGGCCGGUGUCAUUGUUCUUUGGAGAUUAUGGUUCAUGAUUGGUGAUUUGUCGAGGCCUAUUGGCCCUUCCAUCAAAUAUAUGGUAUUUCAAAUUACUUGUUUGUUGGGUAUUCCUGCUUUCAUCUACAUUUUGGUUUUUUAUAUACAUAUCAAGACAUUAAGCUUAAAUGGAACUAGUAGUAGUUUCUUUCCUGCUGAGUUCAGAACAUCCUUGGAGAAUAAUAAUGUCCUUAAAGAGACAGUAGCAGAAGUAGGUGUAGGCUCUGCCGUUUCAUUGAACCAUAUUGGAACAGUAGGGGGUUACUUGCACUCUCAUCUUCACAAUUACCCAGCAGGUUCUAUGCAACAACAGAUUACUCUGUAUCCUCACAUUGACCAAAACAACAAAUGGGUUAUUGAGCUCGCUGAUCAUCCAAAUGAAAAUAUCACAAGUUUCCAAAAUUUAACCGAUGGUACCAUAAUCAGGUUGAGACAUCUCAGAAACGGUUGUAGAUUACAUUCUCAUGACCACAAACCCCCAGUCUCUCAAAAGGCAGAUUGGCAAAAAGAAGUGUCCUGUUAUGGUUAUGAUGAUUUUGAUGGUGAUAUUAACGAUGAUUGGAUCAUUGAAAUAGACAAAAAAAGAUCAGCACCUGGGCCUGCUCAGGAACGUAUCAGGGCCAUUGAGACCAAAUUUAGAUUAAAACACUAUCUUACUGGUUGUUAUUUGUUUUCACAUUACGAAAAACUGCCAGAGUGGGGAUUUGGUCAACAGGAAGUAACAUGUGCAUAUUUUGCAAGGGAAGACUUAACUUCAUGGUACAUCGAAGAAAACGAUAAUGAAGCACCAUUACCAAACCCAGAAAAGGUCUCAUAUGCAAAAAUGGGCUUUUGGCAAAAGUUCAUUGCUAUUCAUAAAUUCAUUUCCAGUGCAGGCGACAGUUUGGAUUUGAGUUAUGUCUAUUCAUCUGAACCGAAAACAUGGCCUUUUAUGUUACGUGGUAUUGACUUCUGGAAUGAGAAGAACAAGGAAGUAUAUUUCUUAGGUAACGCUGUAUUAUGGUGGUCUGUCACAGGUUUUAUCUGCAUGUUUAUUGCUGGAGUGGCAAUUGAACUUCUUGCAUGGAAACUAGGCACAAAGAUACUGCAAGAUGCAUAUAUUAUAAAUUUUCACUAUCAGGUUAUGCAAUACUUAUUAGGUUUUGCCCUCCACUACGUUCCCUUCUACUUUAUGAAACAUAACUUGUUUCUUUAUGAUUACAUACCAGCCUACUAUUUUGGUAUCUUAGCGUUUGGUCAUGCAUUAGACCUUAUUUCGACUUACCUUUUCAACAAAAAAAGCCAUAUUGGUUAUGUCAUUGUCAUUAUUUUUAUGUUAGCAUGUUUCUAUUUCUUUUAUGAUCACUCUCCUUUAAUUUAUGCCUCUGAAUGGACAAGCGGCUUAUGCAAGAGAUCCAAGUGGCUUGGAAGCUGGGAUUUCUAUUGUAAUUCGUUUUUCCCUACAUAUAGCCAUUAUGAAUAA